Equus quagga is the source of this 3681-nucleotide messenger RNA. RefSeq names its product glutathione S-transferase A1-like. Gene Ontology annotation, biological process: xenobiotic metabolic process; glutathione metabolic process. Gene Ontology annotation, cellular component: cytosol; extracellular exosome. NCBI's taxonomy places the organism in Eukaryota, Metazoa, Chordata, Mammalia, Perissodactyla, Equidae. Gene Ontology annotation, molecular function: glutathione transferase activity. Bases 75 to 743 code for a protein of 222 amino acids. The record is from RefSeq and is a predicted model, not a curated record. The transcript is spliced from 7 exons.
GGGCUGGCAUUUAGUUGCUGAGCCAAGCAGGAGACAGACUUUAAGAAGGUGUAGAGAACCCAGGAGACUGCAUCAUGGCCGGGAAGCCCAGGCUGCACUACUUCAACGCACGAGGCCGGAUGGAGUCGAUCCGGUGGCUCCUGGCUGCAGCCGGAGUCGAGUUUGAAGAGAAACUUAUACAGACUCCAGAGGACUUGGAAAAACUAAAAAAUGAUGGAAGUUUGAUGUUCCAGCAAGUGCCAAUGGUGGAAAUUGAUGGGAUGAAGCUGGUGCAGAGCAGAGCCAUUCUCAACUACAUUGCCGCCAAACACAACCUCUAUGGGAAAGACAUCAAGGAGAGAGCCCUGAUUGACAUGUAUAUAGAAGGUGUGGCAGAUUUGAUUGAAAUGAUCAUGUAUUUGCCCAUGACCCCACGUGAUGAAAAAGAUGCCAAGAUUACCCAGAUCAAAGACAGAACAAUAAAUCGUUACUUGCCUGCAUUUGAAAAAGUGUUAAAGAGCCACGGACAAGACUACCUGGUUGGAAACAAGCUGAGCAGGGCUGACAUCCACCUGGUGGAACUUCUCUACUAUGUCGAAGAGGUUGACCCCAGCCUUCUGGCCAACUUCCCUCUGCUGAAGGCCCUAAAAACCAGAAUCAGCAACCUGCCCACCGUGAAGAAGUUUCUGCAGCCUGGCAGCGCAAGGAAGCCUCUACUGGAUGAGAAAGCUAUAGAAGAAGCAAGGAAGGUUUUCAAGUUUUGAUAAAGCAGGCCUGGCCCCCAGCAAAGGCAGGACCAAUCUUCUGAAAUUUUCCAACAGUGACGUGCUUGACCCACAUGUAGAUCCUGGCUAUUGUGAGACUAAUGAACUAAUCCUUCAUUUAAAUGCUAAUUUAAUUAGAAAUCAGCCAUGCAGAUUUAUUUGCAAAGCAAUCUAUUUUGUGUCGAUCAUAUAUGAAAUUAUGAUUUCCUCUUAGGAUGUCUCUUGGAUCUAAAAAUAGAUGUGAUGAGAAAAAGUUUCAUGGACUCUUUGAUCUAUUCGAAAAAUUGACGCAUAACAGCUAUCAUAUACGUCAUCAAAAACAGUAAAGCAGAAAUUUUCAUCUAUAUUCUCAGUUACACAAAAAUUACCUUUUCUUUUUGUACUUUGCUGUCUUUCUCACCCACAACCUAAAAAUGUAUCUCUGUCUCUUUUUUUCCUGAGAGAAACACUUUUCUUCAGGUAAUCAACGUUUUUUUCUGUUCAAUUAUGGAAGUAAUAUUUCUUUACAUGUAAUAUGUAAUAUUCAAUGUUCCAGGAGCUGAGAAAUAAUGACGAACCAGCCACAUAUAUUCUCUGUCCUCAUGGGGUUCACUCUAGUGAGAGAAAGGAAAAAAUAGGUCAUCCUAAUCCAAAAUCAUGCGUACCUUGUCCAUCAAUUUCCUAGGGUUGCUGCAACAAAUGACCGCAAAUUUAGCGGCUUAAAACACUGGAAAUCGAUUUUCUCACUGUUCUGGGGGCUCUUGGUGUGAACUCAAGGUUGAGCAGGACCACGCUCUCUCUGAAGCCUCAGGAAAGGAUCCAUCCUCACCUCUUCUGGGUCCUCAGCCUUGGCAUUUCUUGGCUUGUAGAUGCAAAAGUCCAAUCUCUGCCUCUGUUGUCAUAUGACGUGCUUCUCCUGCGUGUGUCUCUACCCAAGUUCCUUCUUCUGAUACAGAUAUCGGUAAUUGGGUUUGAGCCCACCCUAGUACCGUAUGACCUCCUCUUAACUUGAUGACAUCUGCAAAGACCCUAUUUGUAAAUAAAGUCACAGUCAUUGGUACCCACGGUCAGGACUUUAGCAUAUCCUCUCUUAGGAGAUUUGAGUUAAGCUAUAGCACCAUGCGAGGGGAUGAGAUAAGGCCGGGCAUACACUAACGAGUAUGCCUUUGCUGGAAUCUGUGGGUCAGUCAUGGUUUCUCAAGGAGGGGAGUCAGGGCUGCCGUGAGACCUGAAGGAGAGACAAGUUGCAGGUAGGAAAGUGGGCGGAACCUUGGUCGGGCAGCAGGGAUGGAACCCAGGCAGGAGGUCAGCAGGGUGAAUGGCCUGGGGAGAGAGACUGAACGCGGUGUAUUUGAGGAAAGAGGAGUCAGUGGGUCUGAGUGGAGCAUUGGCCAUAAGGUGGGGAGGAGCACCGAGGAGGUGAGGUCAGAGAACAGGGCCCAGAGUCCUCAGGACUUUGAAGACCAUGGCAAGGAGUGUGGAUUCUGUCCUAAGGAAAAUAGGAAGCCACUGAAGUGUAGCCAUACACCUGCUUUAGCAGCCUGAUAUACAACAGGACAAAAUCACAUCUCUUAAAUAUUCAUUUUAAGUCACUCAAGUAUCCAUCUCAGAGCAGCAAGAACAUUCUCCUCCCAGGAGUCUCCUUCCCGUGUUAAAUCCAACAACCAAGGGCUGACUCCAUUCAACGGGUCACAUAGCCCUGAGACCGAUGGAAAAUCCCUGGUCCUCUGCUGCUGUCCCUAGUCUUUGCUGUCGCUUCAGUGGGAGAAAAGCCCAACUAAAGGGGGCUGAGGAGCAAACGGGAGGGGAGAAGCAGAGAGAGCAGACACUCACAGUCCUCUUGAAAGUUUUGCUUCAAAAAGGACAGAUGAAUGAGACAGUAAACUUCAUCUGAGUUCUAGAAAAGCAAGGAAAGAUUACGUAGGUUGGGCCCAGAUACAUCUGCAAUUAUGGGAAGUCACCUAAGAACGGCCAAGGCUGUGUACAACAGCCAGAGGUUUCUAAAGGCCCUUCAGUUUUUAGUCACCAGGGAGGUCCCGCUGCUCCAGAAAGGGCGCCAUCCGUGCUCAGCCAGGGCAUAACUUCUUCUCAGACUAACUCCCUGGAGUAGGGUGGGCCUCUUCAGUUCAGAGAAAAUGUUGCUGAAACAGGGAGAGUACUAUUUCUUGUAAAUCUUAAAUCCACGUUGCAGUAAAUUGCCAAAAGAACAACUAAAAACUGCUGAGUGACAGGCUGAGGCAGGAAGUUCUCCACACUUCCCCUGAACACCUUCCAGUUUCUUUCACGUCUUUUUCCUUAUGCUCUCAUCUCUUCACCUCCAUCCAUCAGUCCCUCUUUGCAGCUUCCUCUUCCAUUGUCCCUUUCUGUGACAUAAAUGGAGGGAUGCAUCCACAAGCCAAGCAAUGCCGUCAGCCAGCAGAAGCCAGGAGAGAGGCGUGGAACGGAUGCUUCCUCAGAGCCUCCAGAAGGAACCAACCUGGUCAAGCCUUGAUUUGAAACCUCAGGCCUCCAGAACUGUGAGAGAAUAAAUUUCUGUGGUUUAAGGAACCCGGGUUGUGGUCAUUUGUUACAGCGGCCACGGGAAACUCAUACAACCACUUUGCAAUAAACAGGAAUGAAUACAUUCAACAACAUAAUCAUGCUGAGUGGCAGAAACCAGACAAAAAAGAGCACUUCUUGUAUGGUUGUAUUUAUACGAAAUUCUAGAAAAUGCAAACUAGUUCAUAGUGACAAGAAGCAGAUGGGUGAGAUGGGAGGGGCAGGAGGAAGGGAUUCCAACAGGGCUUGAGGACACGGCACAUUCACUAUAUUGAUUGUGGUGGGACUUUCACAGGUGUAUACAUAUGUCACAAUACAUCCAGUUGUAUUAAACUAUGUGCACUUUAUUAUGUGUCAAUUAUACCCCAAAUACAGUAAUAAAACUAAUGCAGGUGAAUAAACUCCACAACUUCAUCUCGUA